UAGGUGGAGUUUACCGGUUGGUCUGACCCAAGUGAUGGCCGCGGUGAAAGAUGGACCGUGGAAGAGCCUGAGCUCUGGGAAGAAAGUAGCUUUGGCUGCCGGCCUUUCUGUGGGGGCCACGGUGGGAUACCUUGUUUACCGUCACAUUCGAAGAAGCAGUGUGCAAUGCCAAAGCAAAGAGGAGUCCAGAAUAUCUGUUCCCCUUGACGUGUACCGAUCUAUUGCAAGAUAUCAGAGCACCUUUCUAGACAUAGUGAAUCAGAAGUCUGGUGCUCAGAUAAAUGUGCUGCCAAACACUGAAGAGCAGAGCCUGGUGAAUUUUCUGAUUCAGGGCUCACCGGAGCAGAUUCUGGUGGCGCAGUGUGCUCUGGAGAAACUGGCCACCGACUGUGAGAUCAUCACCGAUGUCAUAGACGUGCCUCAGACGGCAUUUGGGCGAAUUAUAGGUCGUGGUGGUGAGACUUUGAAGUUCAUAAACAGAGUCUCGGGGGCCAGGGUGAACUGCUCCAAAGAUCGUGGACGCAGCUUGGAGGAGAAGGGCAAGAUCACAAUAACCGGCACACGCAAGGAGAUUCAAAGUGCGAAGGAAAUGAUCAUGGAGAAGGUCAUAGAGAAUGAAACUGUACGAAAGCGAAUAAGUCAGGCUUCUGUCUUGCGUCAGAAGAGGAAACUGCCGGAAACAGAGCAGUUAAACAAGACUCAAGGACUGGAGAAUGAAUUAUUAAAGCUUAAUGGAAAAGAUUUACCUUCCCCAAUGACUGAGCUUAAACAAGAGGGGCCUGUUCCGGUCAACGGCUUCACAGACUACAGUGAUACUGCUGAAAACUCCCUUAAAUCAGAGGAGGAGGAGAUUCUCUCUCCAGUAUCACCUUUGGAGAUCUCCAAAUUUGAAAUUCCUAGUCCAGACCUGAGCUUCCAGCCCGAUGAGCAUCUGGAGGUGUAUGUGUCUGCGUCUGAGAAUCCUCAACACUUUUGGAUCCAGAUUCUGGGGGUCCGAUCUCUACAGCUGGAUAAACUGACGGCCGAAAUUAGCCGUUUCUACAACAGUGAUACCCCACAAGAGCACAGAGUGGACACCAUUAUUGUUGGAGAUAUAGAUGAAGGGAUUGGGCUGAGGGGAGACUGGGAUGAGUCCAGAUCACUGCAGAAGAUGCUGGACGACAUGACCGGAGCAACAUCAGAACUCAGUAUGUCCUGCAUCAGUUUGUCAGAAGCUGCCUCAAUUUCUGGAAGUGUGGAUGACACUGUUGAUGAGGAAUUCAACUGACAAAAGACCAAAGACAUGUUUGCCUUGAUAUUGAGACCAGUUGUUAUCCUCAUUUAGCAUUCUGCACAUGCUUCCUGUCUCUGAGAAAGAGCCUUACUUGACUACACCACCUGCUCAGACUACCUGUAUUUACUGCAGAAGUUCUCUCAUAUAAGGAAUGGUUUCCACAGUUUAUAUCUUAUCUAAACUUUUUGGGACAUCUGGAAGACAUUUGAUGGUUCAUUUUUUUUACUGUUUUCACUUGUGUUCAUCUCAUUUACGUAUAAUAGGUUACGUCAGUCAUUCUUUGCAUUUCAUUAAUCGUCUGAAGAACAGAUGAAAGACAGUUGCAGAGCUCAGGGAACUCAUGAUUGAGUUAGUUAGGAACCUCAUUAUUGUGUUUGUCAGUGAUAUGAUGGUUCAGUUUAUGUUGACGGGUUUUUUUUUUUUUUUGUACUGUUUGAACUUUCUCAUUUUUCUGUUAAAAAAUAUUUAUGUUGUGAAUUGAGUUUUAUUACAUUGAAUGCUGCAGUAUGUAUGUGUAUACAAUCAAAUAAAGAGUAUUAUUAUAGCCCA
This is a messenger RNA of Sinocyclocheilus grahami, 1822 nucleotides long. Its product is annotated as tudor and KH domain-containing protein-like. Bases 35 to 1267 code for a protein of 410 amino acids. Lineage: Eukaryota; Metazoa; Chordata; Actinopteri; Cypriniformes; Cyprinidae. Gene Ontology annotation, cellular component: P granule. Gene Ontology annotation, molecular function: RNA binding. The record is from RefSeq and is a predicted model, not a curated record. Gene Ontology annotation, biological process: piRNA processing; P granule organization; spermatogenesis. The transcript is spliced from 11 exons.